AGUGUGUCGUUGCAAAUAUGUCCAUGCGUCUGGUUCUAAUUGGCGUGGCCAUCCUGGCAUUGGCCUACGGACAACCUGUUCCCGGAGCUCCAGAAGUCACUGAAAAUUCUAAUCCAGUACAGGAGAUAAAUACAGCAAAACCCAUGUAUAAUGACUACCAACGGACCCUUUUCCUGCUGCUGCCCCUGCUGUUUCCUAACCAAUUCUAUAUACCGACUACCAGCGGCUAAUAAACUACCUUAGUUCUGUUCCACAAUCUGAACUUGGCGCGCUCGUCAUUUGGGUCACCCGUUAGAGUGCUCUUCUUGCCCUUUAUACCGACUACCAGCGGCUAAUAAACUACCUUAGUUCUGUUCCAC
Drosophila melanogaster (fruit fly) is the source of this 359-nucleotide messenger RNA. RefSeq lists its product as uncharacterized. The transcript has 2 exons. The coding region runs from base 18 to 230 and encodes 70 amino acids. NCBI's taxonomy places the organism in Eukaryota, Metazoa, Arthropoda, Insecta, Diptera, Drosophilidae. The record is from RefSeq and is marked reviewed.